This is a messenger RNA of Populus nigra (black poplar), 1895 nucleotides long. Its product is annotated as vesicle-associated protein 1-2-like. The transcript has 11 exons. Gene Ontology annotation, biological process: endoplasmic reticulum membrane organization. Gene Ontology annotation, cellular component: plasma membrane; endoplasmic reticulum membrane. Lineage: Eukaryota; Viridiplantae; Streptophyta; Magnoliopsida; Malpighiales; Salicaceae. The coding region runs from base 465 to 1601 and encodes 378 amino acids. The record is from RefSeq and is a predicted model, not a curated record.
UCUCCCUAUAAAAAAGGAAGGAAACGAAACGGCCGGUACAACCUCCAUCAGCGACUAAACCACCAACCCACCAACUCAUACUCCUCCUCCUCCUCCACUCUCCUUUGCCUGCUGCACAGAGAAAGAUAUAUACAAGCACAACCAACUCCACCUCUCUCUCUCUCUAUUUUCAGAAACAAAAACUUAGCUUUCACUCCCAAUAGUCUGCUCUGCAACAAGCGAGCAAGCUCAACCGCAAUACGCCGUCAUCUACUCCAAAAAACACUCUCUCACUCACAGUUUCGAAGAAUUUCUAGGGUUCAUCUCCCUCUGACAAGUAACCGUCUCUCUCUCUCUCUCUGAUUCAAUACCAUGUCGUGUGUGACCGCGUUAAAUUCUAACCGAGUCAGAUAGAAAAACAAAGAAGUCAUAGAGCUUUGGAUGCUAUGAAGAUUGCCUUUUGAUUUUGAUAGAAAGAAGAAAUCAUGACACAGCUUUUGGAAAUCCAGCCUAAGGAACUUAAGUUUGUUUUUGAAGUGAAGAAGCAAAGCUCAUGCUCAAUACGUCUUACCAACAAUGCCCCCCACAAUGUUGCUUUCAAGGUUAAAACAACUUCACCUAAGAAGUACUCUGUGCGACCAAAUGUUGGUGUUAUAGAUCCAAAAUCAACUUGUGAAUUUAUUGUCACAAUGCAAUCUCAAAAGGAGGCUCCUCCUGAUAUGGUGUGCAAAGACAAAUUUUUAAUCCAAAGCACAGUUGUUCCUGUUGGGACAACUGAGAAGGACAUCACAUCUAGUACGUUUGCCAAAAAUGAUAACAAGCAUAUUGAAGAGGUCAAGAUGAGAGUGGCUCUCAUCAGCUCACCUGAAUCAUUUGUACCGACACCAAUUAAUGGAGUGUUUAAGCAGGGGCCUUUUUUUGAACCUUCUGUACUGAAAGAUUCUGUGCCGAAUAGAGUUGAAAUUCUCAACCCACCGCAAAUAAAGCAGGGGCCUUUUUUAGAACCUUCGGUACUGAACGAUUCUGUGCUGAAUAGAGUUGAAAUUAUCACCCCACCGCAAACAUAUCAGGUUGCCAAGGAUGCUGAAUUCAAAAUGACCAACGGUCAUGAGAGCAAUACGUCUGAGGAUGUAGAGUUGAAGCCAGAGAAGGAUGUGAUUCAUGGUCAGGAGUCUAAGCUGUCAGAUGACACAGAUUGGGUACCAGUUAUUGACAUAGUCAAUGAGAAGGUGUUAAAGCUGGCACAGGACGAAGAGUUGAAGCAAGAUAAGGAUGCCAUUAGCAAUGAGCACUCAAAGCCAGCACCGGAUAUGGAGUCCCCUUCACUGAAUGAGGAAAUCAUAACAGCGAAUGCAGUGGAGCUGAAGUUGGCCAGUGAUAUUGAUGAGAUGAAAUCAAAAUUGCACGUACUUGAAUCAAAGCUGAACGAGACUGAGUCUACUAUUUCAAAGUUAACAGAGGAGAAGAGACAAAGCAGUCAAGAAAGGAAAAUCUUGCAAGAAGAACUCGAUUUUUUGAGAAGCAGGACAAGUGUAAAAAGAGUGUACGUGGGGUUCCCUCGUCUAUUUGUUGUUAUGAUUGCACUCAUCAGUAUCGAGCUUGGAUAUCUUUUACACAGUUAAGGUCUGUUCAUAGUUAGAACUUAAAAAGGACAAACGCAACCCGACUAUUGAUAUAAACGAUGCAAGGAAAUGGCUGGGGGCCAUAUAUGUUUGUCUAAGAUUUCUUACUUUUUUAUCCCUUCCGCCCCUUUUUGGAGGGAUUGACUUCCGGAUUGUCGGUGUGUUGCAUGUAUACACAGAAUGAACAUAAAAUGUAGAGAGAGAGAUAUCUUGUAUGUAUGACCAAUAAGAAAGAACACAAACAUCGUAUUGCUCUUAGGUUACUUCCAAGAAAUAGCCGUUCGAUGCAAAGAA